GUUUGAUACUAAAAAUAGUGAAUACAUAUAGUUAUUUUAUAGUUGAAGCUGAUAUUCUGCGAAAUAUAAUGACCAACAGGGUGAAAAAGAAGUCCGCCGAAUGUGAUGAUCCGGGUUCUUAAAAUAACUUCCGGUGUGCAUUUUGGAUGAGAUUUAGGUGGUUAAUAACUCCUUAACAGAUGAAUAAUGUCCCUGGUAGACUUAGGGAAACGCCUUCUUGAUGCAGCUAAACGUGGUGAAACAGAUGAAGUUAGAACUCUGAUGUCAAAUGGCGCACCUUUCACCACUGACUGGUUGGGAACAUCACCCUUACAUUUCUCAGCACAAUAUGGCCAUGUAGGUACAGCUGAAGUUCUUCUACGAGCUGGAAUAAGUCGUGAUGCCCGAACCAAGGUAGAUCGCACACCAUUACAUGUGGCAGCACAAGAGGGACAUGUAGAUAUAGUGAACAUUUUGCUUCAACAUGCAGCAGAUAUAGAUGCAAAAGACAUGCUGAAGAUGACACCGUUGCACUGGGCUACAGAAAAGGGACACCUUGAUGUUAUAGAAGUUCUGUUAAAGUCAGGGGCAGAUAUGACAUGUGAGAAUAAAUUUGAGAAAACCCCUCUGGAUAUAGCGAUAAUGAAUGGACGGCCAGACAUUGUACAAACGAUACAAAUGGCACAGCAUACAGCAAUUACAAAUCUUGAACCACAAGAGACAGUUACCGUGGAAACCUCAGAAGUAGAUGGACCAGAUACUAUAAUAGAUGGCUCGGACCAAAUAACAAUUGAAGGCCAUCCUAAUCUUCACUCAGACAAUGAGGAUAGCAACACACUCACACUGGCAAGGUGUUUACACAAGUCCGGGGGAUGUCUGAUGUUGAAACCAAGCAAGUGCUGCAAAGUCGCAGAAGCUUGUGUGAGGCUUCACAACUUCUGUAUUGAUAGACAGAUACCACUGAAUGAAGAUUUGGCAGAACGUGACACCAGUGAUGACAUUUCUGUAUGCCAGCUGCCACCAUCAAGGUCUGGCUCGGAGAAAAGGUCACGGCUGGUCCGAUUAUUUCAAUGA
This is a messenger RNA of Mercenaria mercenaria, 1053 nucleotides long. RefSeq names its product GA-binding protein subunit beta-1-like. Gene Ontology annotation, biological process: positive regulation of transcription by RNA polymerase II. Gene Ontology annotation, cellular component: nucleus. Gene Ontology annotation, molecular function: protein binding; transcription cis-regulatory region binding. NCBI's taxonomy places the organism in Eukaryota, Metazoa, Mollusca, Bivalvia, Venerida, Veneridae. The coding region runs from base 187 to 1053 and encodes 288 amino acids. The record is from RefSeq and is a predicted model, not a curated record. The transcript has 6 exons.